Molecule: messenger RNA, 1996 nt
Organism: Cannabis sativa
Lineage: Eukaryota; Viridiplantae; Streptophyta; Magnoliopsida; Rosales; Cannabaceae
Exons: 6
Coding region: 341-1825 (494 amino acids)
Molecular function (GO): metal ion binding
Source: RefSeq, a predicted model, not a curated record
ACAAUUUUAAAUUCUGAAAUACGAGUGCCAGAGUAAAGCAGUCAAGUGGCGAAGUGUAUCGACCACAGACCUUAUUCCUCUUUGAUUAAACGAAUAAAGCUCUUUCAGCCAAAAAAAAAAAAAAAAGAUUAAUAAAGCUUGAACAAUCCGCCAUUGAAGCUUUUUGAAGGUAAACAUGUCAGCCUCUAAAAAUGAAAACUUGUCUUUCCAUUUCAUCGAUUAAAGCUUUUCAGUGCUGCGCUGCUCGAAUUUGGAUUGUUCUGAUUGGCUCUACUCUUCAAACUGAAAAAACCAUAGUUGCUUUCAACACAGAGAAGGUCAAUAAACCCUAUUGAUAACCAUGAGUAAUCAACAACAGGUAAAGAAAAGAGUGGCAUUUGUGCUGAUUGAUGGGCUGGGGGAUGUGUCAUUACCAAGGUUGGGGUUGAAGACUCCUCUUCAAGCAGCAAAAAUACCCAAUCUGGAUGCUAUUGCGUCAGCUGGAGUUAAUGGUCUAAUGGACCCUGUGGAAGUGGGGUUGGGUUGUGGGAGUGACACAGCUCACCUCUCUCUUUUGGGAUAUGAUCCAAGAGUAUAUUACCGAGGUAGAGGUGCAUUUGAAUCUAUGGGUGCUGGAUUGGCAAUGUCACCGGGUGAUAUUGCAUUUAAGUCUAAUUUUGCAACUUUGGAUGAAGAAACUGGAGUUGUUAUUAGUAGAAGAGCGGACAGGCAUUUUGAAGAAGAAGGUCCCAUACUCUGUGCCGGGCUUGAUGGGAUGAAACUACCAUCAUUUCCUCAGUAUGAAGUAAGAGUCAGGUAUGCUACAGAACAUAGGUGUGGAGUGGUCGUAAAAGGACCAAAAUUAAGUGGAAACAUAUCUGGAACAGACCCAUUAAAAGACAACCGCUUGCUUUUGAAAGCUGAAGCUCUUGAUGACACCGAUGAAGCACGACAUACAGCCAAUGUUGUUAACGAGCUAUCCAAGGAAAUAUCACGGAUUCUAAUAGCUCAUCCAUUGAAUGAAAAACGGGCCUCAGAAGGCAAGAACAUAGCCAACAUUGUACUUUUGAGAGGAUGUGGAAUUCGGAUUGAGGUUCCUUCAUUUGAACAGAAACAUGGGUUAUGGCCAUGCAUGGUGGCUCCCACAAAAAUUAUUGCUGGUCUGGGCUUAUCUCUUGGCAUUGAUAUUUUGGAAGCUCCUGGAGCAACUGGAGACUACCGAACACUUCUAACGUCUAAAGCAAGUGCAAUAGCUAAGGCACUUGCUGCGCCUUUGCAGUCAUGUCCAAAUGUUUUUGUUCCAGGAGCGGAUGAGCACAAACCAGGCCGUCCAGAUGGUUAUGAUUUUGGGUUUCUUCAUAUAAAGGCAAUAGAUGAUGCAGGACAUGAUAAGGCAAGUCUUUUCAAAGUCAAAGGAUUGGAAGCUGUAGAUCGAGCUAUAGGACAGCUAGCCAAGUUCCUGUGGGAGGCUGAAUCAACUGGGGAAUUUCAGUACUCCUUGUGUGUCACUGGAGACCAUUCUACCCCAGUUGAAUAUGGAGACCACAGUUUUGAGCCAGUACCAUUCGCAUUAUGCCGAUUGAAAGAUUUUGUUGGUGCAGUUGGAUUAGAAUCCAUCUUAGGAACUUCUACUGAUCCAUUCCCACUUCCAACCAUUGAUGAAGGAGAAGACCUUGCAGACAACGUAGCAGCGGAACAAGAGGAGGCAAAAGGACCAUUGCAAGCUUUUGCUGGUGAUUCAGUUUAUGAGCUGAAUGAGAUUGCUGCUGCAAGAGGAUGUCUUGGGCGUUUUCCUGGUGGUGAGAUGAUGGGAGUUAUAAAGCGAUUUCUUAAGCUAGAUGCAUAAACCACUUUGACCAAAACCUCAGUGAAUUAUGAGUGGAAUCAAUUCACCAUUAAAGGUUACCCAAAUAAGUUUUCUCUUAGCUUGAAUUUUCUGACUAAUAAUGUCCUUUAACGAAGGUUUGAGAGUUUUCUCUAUUUAUUGUUCAAGUAAUAAUAUGAUAAGUUGAUGCAA